AUGGACGCCCCGCCCGCCUCCACCUCCGCCUCCGCCGCGGGAUCGGCGUCGGACGCCGCCGCUGAGGCCGCGCCGCGCCGCCCGGCGGGGCACCGCCGCGCGCAGUCGGAGAUCCUCCUCGGGGCCUCCGCCCUCCCGGAUGACCUCACCUUCGACGCCGACCUCGGAGUCGUCGGGGAGGGCGGGGGUAGCGGCGGCGGCGGCGACGAAGAUGACGAGGACGAGUACGAGGAGGACGAGGAAGUCGGCGGCGGCGGAAGCGGGGGCAGCCGGAUGUUCGAGAUGUUCCUCCAGGCCGGCGGCAGGCUGUCCGAGCCGCUGGACCCGUCGCCGUACCCGCAGCCGCCGCCGCCCGCGCGGCCGCGGCACCAGCACAGCAUGUCGAUGGACGGCUCCACGUCGUUCGGGUCCGCCUCCUCCGGGGUGUCGGGGAGGCACGGCGCGGACGCCAAGAAGGCCAUCUCCGACGCCAAGCUCGCCGAGCUCGCUCUCGUUGACCCCAAGCGCGCCAAGAGGAUCAUGGCAAAUCGCCAGUCAGCUGCUAGGUCAAAAGAAAGAAAGAUGCGCUACAUUGCUGAGCUUGAGAGGAAAGUACAGUGUCUUCAAACAGAAGCAACUACACUAUCAGCUCAGUUGUCCCUGUUACAGAGAGAUACCAGUGGUUUAACAAAUGAAAAUGGUGAUUUGAAGCUGCAAGUGCAAACAAUGGAGCAGCAGGUCAGGCUGCAAGAUGCACUGAACGACAGACUGAGGGACGAGGUUCAGCAGCUGAAGAUUGCAACUGGACAGCUGAACGCCAACAAUGGAAGCCUGGGGAAUUUCGGCGGUCUGUCCUCGUACGGAGUCAAUCCACAGAGCUACCAGCGAAGCCAGAUGCAACAACAAUCUCUUCUGGCCGCUCAGCACCUUCAGCAGCUCCAGAUCCACUCUCAGCACCAGCAGCCCCAGAUGCACCUGCAGCAGCAACGCCUUGGCAGUGUCCGGCAGCAGCAGCAGUCGCAGCUGCGUCCGGAAGCACUGCCAUUUCCGGGAGACCUCAAGAUGAAGGGAAUUGCCAUGACAGCCCAUGUGCAGAAUGCGGGCCCGUCCCCUUUCGAUGGCCGCGCAAGGAGCGAGCCGUGA
Molecule: messenger RNA, 1122 nt
Organism: Triticum turgidum subsp. durum (durum wheat)
Lineage: Eukaryota; Viridiplantae; Streptophyta; Magnoliopsida; Poales; Poaceae
Source: the annotation of a GenBank genome assembly